AUGUCCCCACCACGGACCCACGAGCUAGGUGGCACUUACGGCAAAGGAACAGUCGUCGCCAAUUAUGCUUCUGGUCAAAUCCUCGAAGCCACGGUCGAGAUAACUGCCUUUCACAAAGGAUACUGGUCCUUCAAAAUCUGCCCGGAACCCACCAUUGAGACGAGCCAGCGGUGCUUCGACAAAUACCCUCUACAGUUAGAAGAUGGGGGAAUCUUCUACUACCCACCGAAAGGGGGCACUUUUACUACUCGCUACCGCUUGCCAGAUGGUUUAUCUUGCGAUCACUGUAUUCUACAAUGGAGGUACAUAGCUGGGAAUAACUGGGGACGCUGUGACAAUGGUACAGAAGCUGUGGGCUGUGGAAAUCAAGAAACCUUUGGAGCCUGUUCCGAUAUAGCCAUAUCUCCCCUCCGAUACACAGAACCGGAGAGUAUUCCCUUGGAUUUAAAGUCUGCGCAAGGUCUAUUUCGACUUCUGCAAAAGGCAAAUGUUGCGCCAUAUUACACCAAACCAAAGAAAAAAUUAAAUAAACGCAAGAGCCACCGGAAACCAAGAAAUGAAGUGAAGGCCAAGAAGAGAAAAAAGAUGCUAUGGCAGUUUGUAGCACUGACUACCUUAACGGUAGAAGUGCUUGGUCACGGCAGAGUGCUCCAGCCCCCGGGCAGGGCUACCAUGUGGCGCAUGGGGUUCAAGACACCGGCUAAUUAUGACGACUCUGGUUUAAAUUGUGGAGGUUUUGACAAGCAAUACACGGAGAAUGAAGGAAACUGUGGCAUCUGUGGUGACGCGUACGACAUGUCAAUACCACGCCCCCACGAGCUCGGCGGCACCUACGGCAAAGGAAUAAUCGUGGGCAAAUACGAAUCAGGACAGAUCCUCGAAGCUAUAGUGGAUAUAACAGCGUUCCACAAAGGCUAUUGGUACUUCAAGCUAUGCCCAGACCCCAAAAAUGAACCAGAACAAGCCUGUUUCGAUAAAUACCCACUGGAAUUAGAAGAUGGCGGAUUGUUCUACUACCCUCCGAAAGGUGGUACUUUCACUGCCAGAUAUCGUUUGCCAGACGGUUUAUCAUGUGAUCAUUGUAUCCUACAAUGGAGGUAUGUCGCUGGGAACAAUUGGGGAGUAUGCAGUAACGGAACCCAGGCUAUCGGCUGUGGAAACCAGGAAACAUUUGGCUCUUGUUCCGAUAUAAGUAUCGCUAGAUUGAAAUAUAUAGAUGCUGAGAGUGGGCCUUUAGUGAUUGAAGACGCGAUAACACAGAUAUAA
Leptosia nina is the source of this 1266-nucleotide messenger RNA. Lineage: Eukaryota; Metazoa; Arthropoda; Insecta; Lepidoptera; Pieridae. The record is from the annotation of a GenBank genome assembly.